Messenger RNA from Hypanus sabinus (Atlantic stingray), 1574 nucleotides. Its product is annotated as SH3 domain-binding glutamic acid-rich-like protein 3. The record is from RefSeq and is a predicted model, not a curated record. NCBI's taxonomy places the organism in Eukaryota, Metazoa, Chordata, Chondrichthyes, Myliobatiformes, Dasyatidae. Gene Ontology annotation, cellular component: cytoplasm. The transcript is spliced from 3 exons. Bases 31 to 384 code for a protein of 117 amino acids.
AAGGUUUUCCUAUUGGCCGUGAUAAAUCACAUGGCAAGGCUCCGCUUGGAAGUUAGUGCCUGUGUAGAUGUGUAUGUGAGAGAGAGACGGAGUAUCAGCAGCGAAAUGAGUAUAAGAGUGUAUUACACAACCGUUGCCGGCUCCAGGGAGGUGAAAUCCCAGCAGUCCGAGGUGGCACGUGUCUUGGACAGUAAAGGCAUCCAGUAUGAAAUGAUUGACAUUGCACAGAAUAACUCUUUGAAGGAGGAAAUGAGGAGCAAGUCAGGAAACCCCAGCGCUCUGCCUCCUCAGAUCUUCAAUGGGGACCAACAUUGUGGGGGUUAUGAAGAUUUUGUGGAAGCUGUGGAGACAAGUGAUGUGCGGAAGUUUCUGAAGCUUGACUAAAUUCCCUCCGCGCCAGAUUGACGAAGAGCAGAGUGCAGAGCCAACCCUGAUACAACUCUCACACCCCAUGUGCAAUCCCAAUCAUCCAGCGGUUUUAGAACCACCCAUAAACAGUAACGGCUCCAUGCUUGCUCACCGUUUGCUCCUUCAUUGGAAGCAUGUUGCCAAUUCUGCAUUCCAUAGUUAUUCUUCAACUACUAAUGAGUUAAGCCUAGUUACUCCACAGCUGCAUUAACAACUUGCCAUUCCUUCAGGGUAAGGGGUACGAUGCAAAAUUAAAUGGGGUGGGUGUUGAGUGACUCACUAUCUAGGGGGGAGAGAGAGCAGCUGGGAUUUGGAAGAGGACCAAUUGUGAAAUUCAGCUCCCUCUCUCCAGGCAUUUGGGAUGGGAGGGUGAGUGAAUAGGACACAGUCUGAGUCCUGAACUGGUGUUUGGGACUGGGAGCAAACCUGAGAUGGGGGCAGUUGCUGAUGAAAAGUAAUGUUCUUGGCUGGGGAGUAAGAAAGGUAUGUGCAAUCCUUGGCUGGAGGGUCAUAAGCUAGUGGAAAGAUGUUUUUUUGUAGUAGUGGGGUGUGCCUCAGUAAAUAAACUUUAUUGAGGCUGCUCCAUGUGCUCAUUCUUAAAUGUCUAUUGUUUAUUGUAAUCCCUGGGACGUUAUGUCAUUGAGACUCAAAACUCUUCCUGUGAUAACGAGUUUGCAGGAGUCAGUGGAAUUUGGAAAGGUGGCUUAUUUUCGGUCGAGUUUGUGAGGUAAUGGGUCAUUGGAAUAACCUUUGCUCUGGUGUGCUGAUAGACCCUCCACCCCUCCAGCUGGUGCAAGUACUCUUGUCCAUUGGGUUUGGCAUCCUGUUCUGUCAGUUGUGUCCCAGGAGAAGGCUCUGCAUUUUACACCCACAGACUGCGAAGAUUCCACUCCCUGCUGCAGCCUCUCCGAUGCUCUGAGAAACAAGUUUGCAAUUAUUAAGGGAAUGUCUGCAAGGAUGCACAGCAGCUGUUACAGAAACGCUUCACAUCCAUUGCAAGGCCUAUGUGCUCACACCCUUGUUCUUUUUCCUUGGCUCUAUUUUCUCUUUUAUCUCCUCUUCACAGCUCUCUCCUUUUCGCUAUUCCAACCUGGACCAAGUAGGUUUUCUGCCAAAAUAUUAAAUAAUGUCUUCCAGGAAGAUAUGAAAUGUUUUGAAUUCUCCAA